This is a messenger RNA of Zingiber officinale, 926 nucleotides long. RefSeq names its product GTP-binding protein SAR1A-like. The transcript is spliced from 4 exons. The coding region runs from base 168 to 749 and encodes 193 amino acids. Gene Ontology annotation, cellular component: COPII vesicle coat; endoplasmic reticulum exit site. Gene Ontology annotation, biological process: vesicle organization; membrane organization; endoplasmic reticulum to Golgi vesicle-mediated transport. NCBI's taxonomy places the organism in Eukaryota, Viridiplantae, Streptophyta, Magnoliopsida, Zingiberales, Zingiberaceae. Gene Ontology annotation, molecular function: GTPase activity; GTP binding. The record is from RefSeq and is a predicted model, not a curated record.
GCCAAAAAUAGCCAUUUAUUUGUUUGUUUGUUUGUUUGUAUCGUGUGAAUGCUUGCGAAGGGCUUCCAUUUCGGUCUGAGUUUGGUCAGAUUUCCGACUCCCGAUCUGAUCCUUCUUCCUCCUCGAUUAGCUGGAUUUCGUUGGUGAGUUCUUUCUCGCCGGCGACGAUGUUCCUUGUCGAUUGGUUCUACGGCGUCCUCGCCUCGCUCGGCCUCUGGCAGAAGGAGGCCAAAAUCCUCUUCUUAGGGCUGGACAACGCCGGAAAGACCACGCUGCUUCACAUGCUCAAGGAUGAGAGGUUGGCUCAGCACCAGCCUACGCAGUACCCGACGUCAGAGGAGCUGAGCAUCGGGAAGAUCAAGUUCAAGGCUUUUGACUUGGGAGGACAUCAGAUCGCUCGGCGUGUCUGGAAGGAUUACUACGCCAAGGUGGAUGCAGUGGUAUACCUAGUGGAUGCAUAUGACAAGGAGAGAUUUGCAGAGUCGAAGAAGGAAUUAGAUGCACUUCUAUCUGAUGAUGCCUUGGCGAAUGUUCCAUUUCUCAUUCUCGGAAACAAGAUUGACAUUCCAUAUGCAGCAUCAGAGGAUGAGUUACGUUUUCAUUUAGGCCUGAACAAUUUCACAACUGGCAAAGGCAAGGUGAAUCUUGCAGACUCCAAUGUCCGUCCCCUCGAAGUUUUCAUGUGCAGCAUUGUGCGUAAGAUGGGGUAUGGUGAUGGCUUCAAGUGGGUUUCACAAUACAUAAAGUAGGUUAUGAACUCAAAACUUCAAAGGUUUGCAGCAUAUGUUUCUUCUCUAGUUGGGUGCAGUCAAAACUUUUCUUUGUUGUGAUGGGUCUCGACUCUCUCUUACAGAGGAAUUAGUGUAAUAGCAAAAUAGAUUUGUGAAUUGUGAUUAUAAAGUCUGUUCUCUUUCUGGUUCUUGAUA